UGCUGACAUACACCAUUGUAAUGACCUGUUCACGUCCCUCUGCCCUAAUAGACCAAUAGCUUCGUGAGGACCAAGGACUUAUCUCACCCAUCCCUGUAUCUCCAGUCUCUGCACCCCUCGCAUUACCAAAAUGCAUUUCUUCUUCUCAGAUAAGGUGGUGCUACUGUUUGAUUUCUGGAAUGUCCACAGCCCUGCAGGCAUGGCCCUUUCUGUGUUGGUGAUCCUGCUCCUGGCUGUGCUGUAUGAAAGCAUCAAGUUUGGCAAAGCCAAGCUACUCCACCAGAGCCUGGUGAGCAUGCCCACCUCCACCAGCCAGCAGCGCGAGGAGACAGACCAGGGUUCUUCUUCAAGCUCAGAGUCACCCCCAGUCAGCAGACCCUGCCUCAGGUGGUUCUUGUGUCACUUUGGCCAGUCUCUAAUCCACAUCGUUCAGGUGGUCAUUGGCUACUUCAUAAUGCUGGCGGUAAUGUCCUACAACACCUGGAUUUUCCUUGGCGUGGUCCUGGGCUCGGCUGUGGGCUACUACCUAGCCUACCCGUUGCUCAGCAUAGAUUAGCUGGCAAGGGCUGUGCAGGCACUGAGGGCUGGAGAAAGCUGAGGCUCCCCUCUUCCAGACAUUGUACUUCCAGGCCUAAGCCUCCUUUUGCUUUGAUGGAUGUUCCUCGCCUCACUCGCAGCUCCUAGAAACUUUCAGCUGAAGCCAGCACUCGCUCCCUGGAGUUCAGAUGCCAUUGCAGCCACCUCUCCCCAGACAGCCCAGGCCUGGUCUUGUGCCUUAGAAGGCUGCUGUGACCAGCAGGAGAAUGGAGAGAACAGAACCCAGGGGCUUAUCUGUGAUUCAAAACUUAAGAAUUUCCAAAGAUCUUCAAGACAGGAAGAUGGGUUCUGAGUGAAGGACGUGGAACCCAGGUACCCUUUGCUCUCCUGAUUUGUGCCUUACCCAGAGGAGCAUCUUCCAUUGGACUUCCUGACCCCCUCUGUCUUUGGGGGACAGAGACCAAGCUGGCUCCUUUUCUCACCCUUCUGCCUUUGGAACCUGUGAAGAUUGUCUCUUCUAUGGGUCAUGCUGAUAGAUUGACUUUUCACUUUUUCCCACUGAACUCUUGGCUAGCAAUUUUGCACAUUAAUACAAAACAAAAUUUUUAAUGAAAUGGUUUCAUUUUAUUCAUGAUGGAUGGCAGCAUCUGCUGGGACCUGUUUCCCUUUCUUGGCGGGAGAGUGGCAGUAGGUAAAAGUGGAUAAAAGCAGGACUGUGAUCAAGGCUCCUGUGGACAGAGUGAGCUCCUCCCACCAGUCUGCACUGCUGGCAGGAGGAAGACAGUCCAAUGGCUUUAGGUGCCUGGGGGCUCUUCAUGGCCUUAAUGCCCCCUUUUAUCCGAUCCUUCUUUUAUGCAGAACAGAUAACUGCACUGAACAAUACUUAAUUUUUAUUUAUUUAUUAUGUACUGCUCACCCAUAACAAACACGAUUCAUUCACUUAAAAUACUGAGUAAGUCAUGGGGGAGGGGGAGGAUUGACUGAAGAUGCAAUAAGCAGUCAAACCAAAGCAUCACACUUGUAGAGUGAGACGGGAAUCUCCAGAUAUUGGAAACUCAUCACUUUACAGAGAAGGAAACAAGACCCAGGGAGAGAAAAGCACUGCUGUGACUGUAACGGCUACACUCAGGUGCCUCUGGGCUAGAUGCAAGAUGGUCUUAAGCUUUGGGAAUUAAAAAAGAAAUGCAUUUUAAUAAAUAUAUAUUUUUAAUUAGUG
Molecule: messenger RNA, 1753 nt
Organism: Myotis brandtii (Brandt's bat)
Lineage: Eukaryota; Metazoa; Chordata; Mammalia; Chiroptera; Vespertilionidae
Gene: SLC31A2
Product: solute carrier family 31 (copper transporter), member 2
Exons: 4
Coding region: 131-556 (141 amino acids)
Biological process (GO): copper ion transmembrane transport
Cellular component (GO): membrane
Molecular function (GO): copper ion transmembrane transporter activity
Source: RefSeq, a predicted model, not a curated record